This is a messenger RNA of Epinephelus lanceolatus (giant grouper), 2924 nucleotides long. It is a transcript of the gene abhd15a, whose product is annotated as abhydrolase domain containing 15a. Lineage: Eukaryota; Metazoa; Chordata; Actinopteri; Perciformes; Serranidae. Gene Ontology annotation, molecular function: monoacylglycerol lipase activity; short-chain carboxylesterase activity. The record is from RefSeq and is a predicted model, not a curated record. Gene Ontology annotation, biological process: lipid metabolic process.
UGUUGGGUUGAAGCACCGGUCGAGCGCGGUCCUGCACAUGCUCGGGUAUUGAACCAGUUGGCACUGGGUGCAUGAAAGGAAUCUCCUCGUUAGUUAAAUAAGUGCCUACGGAAAUGGAAACAUGAAAUCGGGCUCUGAACGAGCUGGGAGGACAGAAACGCUGCGUAAGUGAGACAGCACGCCUCCAACGACGAGGGACUGGUGCGCUUUGGCACCAAACUUCACUGGCGAGCUGAGCAUCGAUUCGGGACAAAGGAUCGGCACACUGUGAGGCUGAGCGCGCUUCUAUUGACUUUUUACUAUAAUGUAAAUGUAUAUUAAUUGACUUGAGAUCCAGAAUAAGGUGCGGCAAGCGCUCGUGUUGUGCUCAGUUUGCUCCCCCCAACCGAACCAAUGCUGGAAUGGCUUGUGGCUCUGUGCAUUGUGAUCCUGGUGGUCUUAAUCUGGCCGGGCUCCAAAUAUUUUGGCACCGAGAGCCAGUGGGAUACUUUGCUUCAGGGACUGGGGAUUUCACACCCGGCAACGAAGGAUAAAACCGGGAGGUGCGCCUCAGAGCGAGAGGGGAGCGAUGGUGCCCAGACGGCCUGUGCGGGUGGCAGGACCGAUGGGAAAGCACGCACCGUGGCUCUAAUCUGCAAACCGUCCGCGCUGGCCAACUAUCUCCUCAAACACUGCAGGACUUUCAGUAAUUACUCCCCGUGUGUCGGGUGGACGUGGCGAGCCAGCGCGUUGCUCCAGAGCGUGUACGAGGCGUGCUGGCCGUACGACAGCCCGGUGCAGUUUGUGCGGGACAACCUGCAGCUCAGUGAUGAUGGGCUGGUGGCCUUGGACUGGGCAGUGCCAUCCUACCAGAAGCGACGGCGGACCUCGAGUCACUCCACCAGUCCUGUCCUGCUCAUCAUCCCAAACUCUUUUGGGAAGAUCACCAGGAAUGUGUUAAAGUUAUGUGAAACGGCACUGUCCCAUGGCUACCUUCCGGCAGUUUUCAACCGCCGCAGCCACAAAGGCACCCCGCUCACCACCCUCAAGCUGCAGCAGUUCGGUGACCCUGCGGACCUGCGCGAGGCUGUGCGCUACAUCCGCCAUCGACAGCCUGCAGGAAGACUGUAUGCAGUGAGCGAGAGCACCGGGUCGGGCCUUCUCCUCUCUUACCUGGGGGAGUGUGGAUCAUCCAGCUAUGUGACGGCAGCCGUCUGCCUGUCGCCCGUGUUCCGCUGUCAGAGCUGGUUUGAGAACGGGCUGUACUGGCCCCUGCAGUGGGCGCUGGUGCUCUACCAGAAGAUAUGUCUCAGCAGGUACAAGACGGUGCUGGGUGAGACCAUACAGACAGACACCCUGUUUUCUAGCUGUUCCUUGCGGGGCCUGGAAGAGGCAUUAUUUUGUCAGACUGGACAAGUGGGCUCCACACCAGCAGCACCAGCAGGGACCAGCAUUAGCUGCAAUACUUCAGGCACCUGGGAUGCUUACUGGGAACGCAACGAACCCUUGAGAGAUGUGGAUGAAGUUGCUAUUCCUGUCUUGAGCGUGUGUGCUCAGGAUGACCCAGUCCGUGGUGACGCCCAAUCCACGGUGCCCUUGGAACUCUUUGAGACAAACCCACAUUUUUUCCUCCUCCUAACUGAACGUGGAAGUCACUGUGGUUUCUCCACCCAGUUCGAGGGCAGUGCUGGUGGUGCAGUCGGUGCAGUCGGUUCUGCAGCUGCACCAAACAGUGGGAUGGAGAGCCGUCGGACCAACUGGAGCCACAGAGCUCUGCUGGAAUUCUUCAGGGCGACCACAGACUUCUUCGCUGCAGAGGAGAGGGCGAAGCAGCUCGCUGCAAGGAGGAGGGGGCUGGGAGGAGGCGCGGGAGGGAGGGUUUUCCGCCACCGCAGUGUCAGUACAUGUAAACGAGUGCCAGUGUGUUCCCAUAAUAUCCACGCCAUUUAUAACUGGCAGAGGUCCUAUACACGAUGAGGAAGCUUAAUGGAAGUUAAUGGACUACACGGAUGCUUUCUGAUAUUGUUUAGAUUUUGGAGGUCGUUCUCCGUCUGUGCCACACUCAGUUUGGAAAUGUUAAGAUAUCCACAACUAGCAGAGUGCAAGGACUGAGCUCAUGGAGUACGCUUAAGUGUGUGUUGUUCUCACAUUCUUAACGUGAGCCAGAAAACACUCGGACAGAAAAGGGAUCACGACAGGCCAAAAGCUUGCAUGCAGUUGUUCUGCUUAACUGCUGAUCAGUUGACACUAAACAAGACGGGUGGCUUUUUUAUUUUUCUACAGACUGAUGCAAAUCUCUUCACUGCCAGCUGUUAAAACUAAAAGAUUCUGUCACACAUAGUACAUUCGUUGAUCCAUCAAUCCAUCUGCCUCACCUUACACAGUUUACACAAGAUAUUUGUAAUGUUGACACUUACUGUAGUGACUUACUGUUCUCCUAUUAUCACUGAAAGGAUAUUUAUUGCGGAGCAAAAAUCUUGACAGUCUUGUGCAUAAAGUAGAAAGGGGAAAAAAAUCCUGCGAUAAUCUGAAAUUACUCUGAACUACAUGUCAAAUGAGUUUAAUGAACUCAUCCAGGGUUACUGUACACAUUAAAGAGAGUUUACUGUGUAUAUCAUUAAACUUUCGUCUUCUGUAUUGGGAAGUGUUCUGUGAUGGAAUUUUUGUGUAAUUGAGGAAAAUCUGUGUCAUGAUAUUUUAACGAGCUGGGGGACUGGAAGCACUUUGUGAGUUUUCCUAUCUCAUCAUUUAAACGCUGCGCUCCAAGGUUUCCCCUGGCCGCUCAGGAUAUGAAAGUGGUGAAGCUGUGAGGGUGGCUGGUUUCGCACGAAGGUGGAGCGUUCAAGACUUAGCAGCGUAAUGUUGAGUGAAUUUUUUUCUCAGGUCCCUUGAAAUUGUGUUAUUUGGAUUUAUUCUUGUACAAUAAAGCUAGUGUUGGUAACUUU